Molecule: messenger RNA, 5571 nt
Organism: Bactrocera oleae (olive fruit fly)
Lineage: Eukaryota; Metazoa; Arthropoda; Insecta; Diptera; Tephritidae
Gene: dpp
Product: decapentaplegic morphogen
Cellular component (GO): extracellular region
Molecular function (GO): cytokine activity; growth factor activity
Source: RefSeq, a predicted model, not a curated record
AUUUCGAAAAAGCUAUCUUUUCAUCGAAAAAUUUUGAAAUAAAGUCUUUACGAAAAAAAUUACUUAAAAAAAUAUUUACUAAAUAAAUAAAAUAUUUACAAGCGAAAUAUAUUCGAUAUAAAAUUUAAUUAAAAUCUUCCAUCACAAAUUUCACCGUCAAACGCGUCUAGUGUAAGUUUGUACCCGUUUUUAAUUAUCUGCCUCUAAAUUACCAAGUGAAAGCAAAUAAGUAUUAUUUGUGUAUUGAAUUUGUGUGAAAUGCUGAAAAUGAAGUGUCUGCUAAAUGCGAAAAUCAAUAACACGAUCAGCAUAUUAUUGCUAAUGUUGUUAAUUGCGUUAAAUUCGCGUUGUGUCGAUUCGAGCUGAAUUGUGCUAAAUAAUUGUGUUGUCCCCAACAGUUAUAGAUUAACACAUUCAAUUGUUGUUUUUGUAAUAACGCAACUACGAGAUUACCAAAUAUUUUGGAUACUUUUUAUAUGUCUAAGUGGACGCAGCAAGUACUUGCAGGGGAGCUUAUAAAGUGCAGUAAGAUUGCAACAUUAACAAAGAAAAUAUUGCAAAAAACCAAAAGCAACAACAACAAUCAAGUGAUUGCAAGCAUAAAACAAAGCAGAGGAGUGUGUACAAUUAAAUUAUGUGAAAAAAUUUGCAAUGACAUACAUACAAACACACACACACACCUACAUGAUAAUGUACAAGCAAUGUAAGAUGAACGCCAGUGACUAAAACGUGUUGUCAAAUUGCAUGCAACUUGUUGUAAGCGACACCGCAGCGGCUUGAAUUACAUGAACAAAGCAACGUUGCCAAACAACAACAACAACAAUAAUAGUAACAGCAACAAUCGAGUAGCAGCAAACAGCCACAAAGGUGCCGAAAAUUCUAGAACAAAUGACAAUAGCAACAACAAGAACAACAACACCAACUAAGCAGUAACUGUAAAAGCGAAUAGUAGAACUAAAUUCAGUGUCAUCGUCAGCAAUUGUCGCGUUUGCGUCACAAGCCAACGGAUAGCUAGCAAGCAAAAACAACAACAACAACAAAAUAUAGGAAAAGCAGCAUUGACCAAUAGCCAGCCAAUGGGCCAAAGCCGCCAUUUGAGCUGCAAUCAACACCAGCACACAGCAAACACAUAUUUUCUGCAAACAAAAACAACAGCAACAACAGCGAUUGCAUAGUAGAGUUGCCACAAAGCGCACAAUAAGUAGUGCAUAGAACUCUUUGCAUUCUGCUCCCGCUCCAACCAACUGUCGCUGUCUCACUCGCUCACACACGCACUCUCUCUGUCUCUCUCCUCCGUUCUACAAAUUGAUUGAACAGUCUAAAUGUUGUUGCCGUCACCAGCGUUAACAGCACAUUUGCCAAGAGUUGAGCGUUUAGUGCCAGAAACGUCAGCGACGCCGGCGGCACUGUCAGACAGCAGCGCAGCCAACAGCAGAUUGUGCAAAACCAUUGCGGCGACAGCCGAAGAAGUUGCAGUUGAAAAAGUGCUGUUUUUGCGACAAGUCCGGAUUGAUCAAUUCCAAUACGCAUACCAACAACAGCAAGAAUUAAAGCGGCAGCAACAUCGGCGGCAAUCGACACAUAAAUCUCAUUAUCGCUAUUUCAUUAGUUCCCGCAAUUCCGACGCAUUGUGUGCAAUUAAUCGAGGCAACGCAACCUAAGCGACAACUUUGGGUAGCAAAGAAAGUUAAAAGAGUUGAAAGCGACCAUGCGCGCAUGGCUUCUACUCCUCGCAGUGCUGGCGACUUUUCAACCGAUCGUUCAAGUUGCUAGCACCGAGGAUAUUACUUCGAGUUUCAUACAGGCGAUAUCUCCAUCAACAAUAGAGGAACAACAAAACCAACAACAGCAACUGCAGCAAGACUUAUUUGAAUUGGAGAAGCGUCGCGACACGCGUACAAUAUACAACAAUAAUAAUAAAAACAAUAACAAUAAUACGCAACAAUUAGUGACGGCAAGUAGACAAUUAACGGCAAUAAGCCCAGUUAUCGAUAUAACAGCGUUAUCAGUGAGAAAAACAAGAACACAAACAAAAACAACAAAAGCUAAAACAGCGAUCGCUGCGAUCUUCAGCUACAAUCGGCGCAGUGAUAGUGAUAAUUAUAUAAAUAACGGUAAUAAUUUAAAUCAAUUUAGUGCAAAGGAUAAUAAAGCAAACGGAAGUGGUGAAGCAAGCAGUGACGCAACAAAAGCAAUUGUUGCAGUGAAAAAGAAGAGCAACAAAAUCAAUAAACAAAUUACAAAAAAUCAAAAACACAACGAAGUGAACGAUAAGCAAAAUAAUUUAAUAGAAAUUACGGAAAGCAAAAACAACAAGAACGCAGUGCAAGUGCAACAAUUAGCAAAUAGUAGCGAUAAAACAAAAAGCGAACAAGCAACAACAACAAAGAGUACUAAAAAGCUUAAAGCAACAGCAAGUGCAGUGUUAAGUGAACAAGUGGAAGUAGAAGCAGAAGAAGAAGAAGCGAAAAGCGAAAUUAAAACUCACAAUAAAAUGGCUAUACAGGAGCAUACAUUAGCGACAGCGCAGGAGCACAGCAAGCGGCAUAGAAAUCAUAAGCAACAACAACAACACAGACAUCAGCAUAAGCAGCAAUAUAUGCAACAGCAACAACAAGAUAUGCAGCAACAACACAGAGCUGCAGCCGCAAAUGCGGAACAACACAGAGCGACGGGCGCGAGCGAGCGUUUAGCGACGGCGGAACGCUUGGCCGCAAAUGAAGCAAGCGCCACAGCCACUACGACGCAUCUAGAAGCCGCUGAAAAACUAGCGCAAGAUGCCAGCCUCGCCGCUAACACACCUGCUACAAGGACAAAUGCUUCCAGUGAUGCAUUCAGAGCGUCGGAUGGCGACAUUGCUGACGAUAGCGAGAAUGACGAAGGCGAAAGCGAUGUCACAGAACCCGCCACAUACAGUAAUAAGGAGAUUAUCGGUGAUAAAUUGAAACCCGAUCCCUCGACGCUAGUCCAAAUCGAGAAUAGCCUGUUGUCGCUAUUCAAUAUGAAGAGGCCACCAAAAAUUGAUCGUUCCAAAAUUAUCAUACCCGAAGCGAUGAAACAAUUGUACGCGCAAAUUAUGGGUCACGAAUUGGAUAUGGAGACUAUACGUAGACCGAGUAUGCUGUCACGAUCGGCGAAUACAGUACGAAGUUUUACACAUAUAGAAAGUAAAAUUGACGAUCGAUUUCCGCAUCAUCAUCGGUUUCGCUUGUACUUCAACGUGAAGAGCAUACCCACCGAGGAGAAGCUGAGAGCUGCCGAUUUGCAGCUAUCACGUGAAGCCAUCAGCGAUGCAGUGCUUAGCGAGCGUCUCGCGAAUCGAACAAGUUAUCAAGUGCUCGUCUACGACAUCACACGAGUGGGUGUGCGUGGCAAGCGCGAGCCCAGCUAUAAGCUGUUGGACAACAAAUUGGUGCAUUUGAAUAGCACCCAAACAGUGAGUCUCGACGUGCAGCGAGCGGUGAAUCGGUGGUUGGCAACACCGAAAAAGAAUUACGGUCUGUUGAUUGAAGUGCGAACGCUGCGUACGCUCAAACCUGCGCCACAUCAACAUGUACGACUGCGACGUAGCGUCGACGAGCCACACGAUAGUUGGCAACACAAACAACCAGUGCUCUAUGCCUACACCGACGAUGGCAAACAUCGUAUGCGUUCGGCGCGCGAUGCAACCAGCAGUUCGUCGCGUUCGAAGCGCGCCGGUCAUCAUCGACGGGCGCAUCGUAGGAAAAAUAGUGAUGAAAUAUGUCGACGACAUUCGUUGUAUGUGGAUUUUGCGGAUGUCGGCUGGAGUGAUUGGAUUGUGGCGCCGCCGGGCUAUGAUGCAUUCUACUGUCAGGGAAAAUGUCCGUUUCCGCUAGCCGAACAUUUGAAUUCGACAAAUCAUGCGGUCGUGCAAACCUUAGUCAAUAAUCUCAAUCCGGGAAAGGUACCAAAGGCCUGCUGUGUGCCAACACAGUUGGAGGGCAUAUCGAUGCUCUAUCUGAAUGAUCAGAAUACCGUUGUGCUGAAGAACUAUCAGGACAUGACGGUGGUCGGCUGUGGGUGUCGGUAAUAAGGCGCUAAUGUGGAAGCAAUAGCAAGAAAAUAAGUUAAAAACAGCAAUAACAGUAAAAAAUACAAUGCUCGUAACGACGAAGGCAACAGAAAAGCAACCAGACGAAUAACUGUUGAUAUUCGCAAGAACGAAAUCAAAACAAAUGCAAAAUAAACCAGAAGCCAAACCAAUGUCGUCGAUGGCGUAUUACGAAUACAUCGACCAAAAAUGAUGUGUCCGAACGACCAGUGUAUGUGUGUGGGUGCGUGUUCUUGCAUGGGUCAAGUCAUGCUCCGACUGAUAGUUAAAGAGAGAACGAGAUAACACAUUCGUGUAUGCGAAUUGGUGAACGUCAAUUCGUCAAUAAAGCGGGAACGAGUGCGUAAAAGAGAGCAAAACUAAUUAACGAUUAGCCGCUAUGCCUUUGCCAAAGGACGAAAGGUCAGAGUUCACUCAGCGUACAGAACUUCUCUUUCUCCCUCUCACACACACACACACAAACCAAGUGCACACGAGCACACGCAUCGGGAGCGCAGACGCGAGAGCAUUAAAUGCUGGGUUUCAAGCCGCUUCACGCUUUAAUAAGUUUAAAUUUUAUUAAACGAAAUGCAAACAAAAUGGACUGAAUAUAUGAAUUUUAAGUAUACAUUUUAGACUUUAUUUCCUAAAAUAGAGCAAGUUAAUAAGUGAAACAUUAGCAAAGCAUAGCGCAAGGCUGGAGGAGUUAACAGACAGUUGCACACGCUCUAAAUAAAAGCAAGAUCAAAACGACUGUCACAAUUGACAGCCAGGCUGCCAAGACGUUCGACAGUCGUUGAGAGAGAGAGCGCGCACUUACCACCGCAGAGUAGCAGACACUUCGUGAUCGCGCAAGUAGCCCGGCAGAGACAGCGCUCGUGAAAGUCAAAAGAAAUUUAAGAAAAUAUCGCAAGGCAGCGAACGAAGGCGUUAGAAAAUGAGCGCACGCCCUUAUAUACUCAAAUAUAUAAUAUAUGCAUGUAAAUAUAUGGAGUAGUAUAUGCUAUGCUUGCAACGCCGCCACCACCGUUCAACCUACGAAGCAUCACCGCCGCCACCGCCGCCGCACAACUGCUGAUGUUUCUACGGCGCUGCUGAGCAUAUUAAUACAGCCGCGUACUACGCAACAUAGCGCGUUGCCAACUAUUGUGUGUCAUGAUAGAGUGAAUGUCUAAAACAAACUCUGCGCAGACGCAACUGAGCUAGCUAGCUGAGGUGUAAAAAACCAUUUGUACAGUAGUGUUAGGAAAAAAAUAUUUUUAUUAUUAAUUUUAAAUAAAUUAAUUAAAAUUAAUAAAUGUCUUGUUAAUAGUUUUUAUUUUUAAUAAUGUACCAUGUAAUAUGUGUAAAGCGCAAAAAAUAGCAUUUGUUUUUAUAUUUUUAUAAUUAAAUUUUUCAUUUUCGUUUAUUUUUUUACAAUCGAAUUGUGUCAUUCGUAGUCACUGUAGCUGAUUUACAGUUGAGUAAGCGAGUCAGAAGAAAAGAUGUGAAUAAAUUAUUCAAAUUGAUAUUGGGAAAAA